CAGGAUCCCUCCGAAAGAUGAGAGGCGAGCGUAAGAGAAUACGCACAUUGAGAGAAGUCUUCCAUGGAGCUUGAAGGGACUUUACUGAGUUGCCGCCAAGGGAUCUUCCUGCAGCACCUUUAGAAAUCAUCUUCAACUCUUGCUGAAACGUUGGCAUGGAGCGCAGCACAAGUCUUUGAAAUACGGAUUAGUGGAGAUCUCAAAAAUAAUUUGGUCAAGAACUCAAAGUCUCAAAGGACGUGAAUCAGAGAAAGAACUGCAGAGAAGAGAAAGAGAAGCCCGACCCCCCCAUUACUCUUUCGUCUUGAAUCUCGGGUGGAUAGGGUCACUGAAGAAGCCAUGGAUGUAGCCACAGAAGGUGUUCAGGGGGCGAUGGUAAGCGAGACUCUGGUUCAGUUCAGGGCCACCUUACACGCCGCCGUGAGGGAGGUGCACGUGGACGUAAGUGCUUUCAAGCAGCGCAUAGAGCAGAAGAUCGGGGAGCUGUGCAUUUCCAACCGACCCUUGACCGAGGCCGUGACCAGGCUGCAGGAGGAGAACCUGCAGCUCAGGGCAAAGAUGGAGGCCCUCGGACGCCUGGUGGAGGGCCUCGCCGGGGGAAAGAUGGAGAGGAGUGCUGCUGGGAAGAACGUGGAGGAUACUUUAAAGAAUGGACAGGAAGAAAGAGAGCAGAGAGCUUUGGUUAUCUCUCGAAGAUCAGAGUACAGCCAGUCAAGUCAGUCCGCCUCCACAUACUCUGAAACAUCAGGGUCAUGUGGUGCUGCUGCUGCUGCUGCUGCUCCCAGCAACACCCCCGCCCCGCCUCCAUGGAGAGCAAAGAGACACGCUGAACUUAACGGCACUGACGCAAAAGGGGAAAAAACUGUUGCCACAGCUGCACAAGAGAAUGGAAACGCAGAAAGCUCAUCAGCGGACUCUGCUGCAGCCCAAACUACUGAAGCUGUGUCCCAGUCCAACCGCCCUCUCACCGCCAUCAAGAAACCAAGCACAGAGUCUUCUGGAUUAACUAACUCCCUUCAGUCUCCCGUGGGCACCCCCAGCAUGCCUGACCAGGACGCCUCAGGUCCUUUGACUAAACCCCAUCAUCCCCUCAAUGCAAUGAUGAAACCCAGCUCCGAAGCUCCAGCCGUGCCUCCGUCUCCUGCCUCAGCGCCCAAGGAAGCUCCAGUAGAGUCUCCUGCUAAAUGUGACGCUGUUAAACCCCAGCCCCAUCUUCCCGUCACUGCCAUGACAACCAAAACAAGUCCAGAGGAUCUGGUCGCCACCAAAACUGCCCCGUCUCCAGCAUUGGCGCCUAAAGCCGCUGCUCAUUCUACAGACGCUCCAAUAGGUACGUCUGGAGCGAAGGAGCUGAGGCCCCAGGAGCGGUCCGUCUCUGUAUCUCAGAGUUUGGUGCAUCAAUCUCUCACAGUUGUGACCAGAAGCAGCUCUGAGACUUCUGCUGCAUCCAAAAUCGAUCAGAGUCCUGCUUCUGCACCCAAUCCUGCAAUCCCAGAAUCCCAGGCGGUAAAGCGAGGCAACUAUCCAUUUCAACGUGACGUCACUGAACCCAAACCAUACUUGCCUCUUUCUGCCGUGAACAAACCCAACACAGAGUCUUCAUCCUCUGCUAUAACAGCCCCGUCCUCAAGUCUUUCAGCAUCACAGGACUCUAUACUUAAACCUGGGGAAUAUCCCUUUAAGCGAUUACCAGUUCUUAAGACGCCCAGUCCCAGUCUGAAGAGAAGUGUGAGCUUUCCUCAGCCUGCAGAAAAAUUACUUCCCUCCAAAUCAAUCAUAAAAUCUGGUUUCUCUCCUAGUUUGGACAAGAAAACGAAUAAGACAGCGGGGGUUGAGUUUAAACCGGAUUUGAUGAAAUCACAAACGCUUCCGCGCUCCAACGGGGCUCAGGCCAAGCGGGCCCUCUUUGAGAGGAUGAACUCCGAGCCUACAAAACCCAAGGACUCUAAGCCUAAACUGAAGCGCGCUCAGAGUUUCGGAGCGUCCAGUGCCAGCGGUAUCAAACAGAUCCUCCUGGAGUGGUGCCGCUCCAAAACCAUCGGCUAUCAGAACAUAGAUAUGCAGAACUUCUCGUCCAGCUGGAGUGAUGGGAUGGCUUUCUGUGCUCUGGUCCACUCUUUCUUCCCUCUGGACUUUGAUUACAACACGCUGGACCCUGCGAACCGCAAACACAACCUCCAGCUGGCCUUCACCACCGCAGAGCAGCAGGCCGACUGUCUCCGUCUGAUCGAGGUGGAGGACAUGCUGCAGAUGGGGGACAAGCCGGACCCCAUGUGUGUGUUCACAUACGUCCAGUCGCUCUACAACCACCUGAAGACGUUUGAGUAACUCUGUAUCAGAGUAGAUUACAAAGUGUAGAUGUUAUUAACCACAGCGUGUCAUGAACACUUUGAAUGAUGCCAAAAUCAGCCUCUUGAAAAGCAAACUAAUAGGAACUGUUGUUUGAAUCACGUAAACACAGACUUUAGGGUUUGACAAAUCAGUUGUAUACUGUAUGUGUGCAUUCACCAGCUUUCCUUUAGUAUUCACGCUGACACUGAUCCUGAAAAAGCUGUUUCUUAUCACAUGUAUUGUGUUUGGCUGUUGCUGCAUUUACACGACAGAGGUUGGUUUUUAUGUAGUUCUCAAAUCAGUUACAAUGCUGUAACCAAAGAAGGGAAGAAUACCACUAAGUUUAAAUAAAAAUAAUAGUUUGUAA
Molecule: messenger RNA, 2698 nt
Organism: Cottoperca gobio
Lineage: Eukaryota; Metazoa; Chordata; Actinopteri; Perciformes; Bovichtidae
Product: smoothelin-like protein 2
Exons: 14
Coding region: 340-2328 (662 amino acids)
Molecular function (GO): protein binding
Source: RefSeq, a predicted model, not a curated record